Trichogramma pretiosum is the source of this 790-nucleotide messenger RNA. RefSeq lists its product as uncharacterized. The transcript has 3 exons. The record is from RefSeq and is a predicted model, not a curated record. Bases 121 to 684 code for a protein of 187 amino acids. Lineage: Eukaryota; Metazoa; Arthropoda; Insecta; Hymenoptera; Trichogrammatidae.
GCGCGCGACGAGCGACACACGUACCGUCUGAAUGGGAUAGCGCGUGUAUAUACAGACGACUCGAGUUCGGCAAGGAGCUUUAAUAACGAUUUGCAUGUAAAUAGGCGUCAGUCGAAAUUCAUGAUUCUAUUACUCGCGAAUUUCUUCCUCGUUUUGUUCUUGUUGUUGUUUUUGUUUGUUUUAUUUUUACGAAAGAGAAGCGGCGCAGCGGCUUCCCCUUAUCGGUGUUCCAGGAUGUCAGCCUUUAACUUGGGUAAACUGCAGAAAUUGUACAGAUCCCUUACAGCACGAUCGAGGGACGAAGAGAUGCCCGAUCGGGCGGUUCCCGACUUCGAUUGCUUGCCCGAGGUGUCCGAGUCCGACGUAUCCGCGUCCGAGUCCGGCCGCCAACGUAACGACAACCACGUCGGCGCGACUCAGCAGGAGGACCAGCAGAACCAGAACGAGUCACCGUACUAUGCUGCGUCGACUCGAUUUUCCUCGGUUAUGAGUAUGUUCAGUCAAUUCGGUACCACGGAACAGGAAGUGGCACGGCAGAUGACGGGACCCGAAAUUCAGAUCUCGUCAGACGAUAUGACGGAGAAGGAAAUCAUGAUGGAGGCCGCUGGAGAGCCGGAAAACAUGCUGCACGCGGAUUUCUACAACAAGUUCGGCGAUAUGUUCGACGACCAAGAUCUCAACUAAAAGGACGUCGAGCAGUCAUUCACGGCUACCAAGUAAUUUCAAAUAUUUUCAUGUAAAUUAUGAAAGCUGUGACCAGAUGUUUCAAUAAAUAAUUUUUCACUCAAAA